AAUUCCCAGAGCCCUCCUUCAUUCCAACCAGCAUAUUCCUAUCCUUCCUUUUUUCAAUCGCUACCAUCAUGUCCAGCACGAAAACAGUGACGACCCAGCAGCCCGCUUUCAAAACCAACACCAUGGUUCCUUACCACGAUUUCCAUACUCAUUCUGGCAACGAGAAAACUUGCUGCUCGCAAACGUCUGUUACUGGUGCUGGCCAUUAUGAAGCCAAUACGUCCUGUCAUCGACGCUGCCAUAAGGAUCGUCUGAGACGCUCUCUCAUGUAUCUCGUCGCUAUAUUGCUCGGUAUUGCUGUUCUUCUCAGCCUCUCGUGUUUUUUCGACGUCUCCGACGUCAUAAGCUUUGGGACCGAAGGCUUGGCAAAGCGUGCUACUGGGACCGGUGCCUCUAAUGGCAACAACUCGUUCGUUAAUAGGAAGUUGUACCUCAUCGUCAUCUUCGUUGGCUUGCUUCUCGUAGUGAUUAUGGGCAUUUGUUUAGCUGCUUGGUGCUGCAAAGGGUCAUUCGAGAAUCCUCUUUGCUGCCCUUGUUACCUUUGUGCUUGCUGCGGCGGUCUGGCAUGCCUCGAAUGUAUUGGCUGCGGAUUGUGCUGUGAGGGCGCCAGCGAAUUGUCGGAUGGUUGAUUACCAGUUCGGAUUUCAUUAUACCCUUUGAUACCUAGUACACUGUACGAGAUUAUGGACUCAUCAUCAUUGGGAGUAACAUAAGUAUACGGACUUUAGUUAGUUUAUCGACUCUCAAUGUGCCCAUGAAUGUUCUAAAA
Molecule: messenger RNA, 769 nt
Organism: Marasmius oreades (fairy-ring Marasmius)
Lineage: Eukaryota; Fungi; Basidiomycota; Agaricomycetes; Agaricales; Marasmiaceae
Exons: 4
Coding region: 69-629 (186 amino acids)
Source: RefSeq, a predicted model, not a curated record